Molecule: messenger RNA, 1991 nt
Organism: Labeo rohita (rohu)
Lineage: Eukaryota; Metazoa; Chordata; Actinopteri; Cypriniformes; Cyprinidae
Gene: aplnrb
Product: apelin receptor b
Exons: 1
Coding region: 97-1173 (358 amino acids)
Biological process (GO): immune response; G protein-coupled receptor signaling pathway
Cellular component (GO): membrane
Molecular function (GO): G protein-coupled receptor activity
Source: RefSeq, a predicted model, not a curated record
GAUGAAAGCACAUUCUGACCUGAACACAUCACAAGCUGACUUCUCUGUGAUCAUUUAGAUCACUGAUACUUUAAACACUGAAAGAUCUUUGGAGGAAUGAAUGCCAUGGACAACAUGACUGCUGACUACAGCCAAGACGACUACGACGAGGGAGUUAACAGCUCGAUGUGUGACUUUGAAGAGUGGGAACCGUCAUAUUCGCUGAUUCCUGUGCUCUAUAUGCUUAUCUUCAUCCUGGGCCUCACUGGAAACGGCGUGGUCAUCUUCACCGUAUGGCGGGCACAGUCCAAACGAAGAGCUGCGGAUGUCUACAUUGGAAACUUGGCUCUUGCUGACCUGACCUUUGUGGUGACCCUGCCUCUGUGGGCCGUCUACACCGCUCUGGGAUACCACUGGCCGUUUGGCGUUGCCCUCUGCAAGAUCAGCAGCUAUGUGGUGCUGCUCAACAUGUACGCCAGCGUCUUCUGCCUCACCUGCCUGAGCCUGGACCGCUACAUGGCCAUCGUUCACUCCCUCACCAGCACACAGCUGCGGACCAGAGGACACAUGCGGGCCUCUCUGGCCACCAUCUGGAUUCUCUCAGGUGUGCUUGCUGCACCCACCUUGCUGUUUCGCACCACGGUGUACGACGCAGAGACCAACCGCACCUCCUGCGCCAUGGACUUCAGCAUGGUGAGCAAACCGGGUCAGGAGACCUUUUGGAUCGCCGGACUUAGCAUCUCCUCCACCGCUCUCGGCUUUCUGAUCCCGCUUCUGGCCAUGAUGGUGUGCUACGGAUUCAUCGGCUGCACCGUCACACGUCACUUCAACAGCCUGCGCAAGGAAGACCAGCGCAAGCGCCGUCUGCUCAAGAUCAUCACCACGUUAGUCGUGGUGUUUGCUGCAUGCUGGAUGCCCUUCCAUAUCGUGAAGACCAUGGACGCCCUUUCGUACCUGAACCUUGCCCCUGAUUCCUGCACCUUCCUGCACCUCCUUCUUCUGGCCCAUCCUUACGCAACCUGCCUGGCGUACAUCAACAGCUGCCUUAACCCGCUCCUCUACGCCUUCUUCGACCUCCGCUUCCGCUCUCAGUGCCUCUGCCUCCUCAACCUGAAGAAAGCCCUUCACGCCAGUCCCCCCAGCUCCCUUUCUUCACAAAAGACCGAAGCCCAGUCGCUGGCUACUAAGGUGUGAGGAGGUGGGUGACAAGUCCGCAACUACCCUUGAACUGUUACACAAGAACUUUGUUGUUGGGGACAAGCAGACUUUCCUUUUGUAUCUGACUGUGGGAACUUGAGGAACCAGCUUUCCCUGUCCCGGGACUAUACGUAGGUACUCUGUGAACGUUCUGGUUCCGAAGAACUUGAUGCAGUCUGUUCACAAGCAGCCCGGAGAGCAGACCCCAUCCGACAGCUGCACUCCAGACGUGCGGGAGAACAAGCGAGGAGUUGCCUCUGGAGCUUCAUUGACUUACAUGGAGCUCCGGGGUGGUGGGUGGUCCACGGAGGGGUUCGAGAGCAAUUUAUGGACUCUUUACGUUUGAAACUGUAUUAGUGCAUUUAACCAUGCUCCUUACCGUCUUGUUUUUCUCAGUUGCUUGUUUAUUUUUUUGUCCUUUAAGCACUUGUUCGUAAGGGGCAGAGAUAAGAACCCCAGUGGCCAGUCUGUCUUAUCUAAACCGUCAAGAUUGGGGAGGGAGGGAUGGGUGCUUUACUUGAGAAGAAGUGUUGCAGCUUGAUUAAAGACUUUCGGGGGGGGGAGGUGGGUGUUUUGGGGGAGACAAAAACAUGGAGGGGGUGAACUCAGACAGACAGAUGGCAGUUGACAAAUGUUGUCGGGGAAAAGGGACGUCCAAUUAAUAGGUGGCAGCUUUGACAGAUGAGAUACUGUGUGUGUGAGCUAAUGAAAUGUGAUGAAUUUUUUAUUUUGACAUAACCUUGUGGAAAAAAAAAACAACAACUGCUGUAUGAUGCUUUUAUGCAGUACUUUAUGAAUAAAACGUAUAUUAUGAA